UCCUGCUCGUCUCUGUACUUCACAUAUAUCAGGACGCAGUGAGUUGCAUUGUGGUCGCUGGUGACGCAGAAACAGAAACCACACACCGAAUUUUACCUCGACAAGACUUUUUUACAGCUCAGAACUUGUGUCCAGCCUGAACAGCCGACAUGUCGUCAACAUCCCAAAAGCACCGAGCAUUUGUGGCCGAGCCCAUGGGGCAGAAGAGAGCGGAGGCCCUGCCAGGCAUCGGGGAGGUCCUGGGUGGAAGACUGAGGGAGAGGGGAUUCGGCAAGGCGAACAACGUUCUCGGGCAGUAUCUGGUGUUGAACCAAGACCAGCAUCUGUUUCAACGCUGGCUGAAGGACACCUGUGGGGCAAAUGCCAAGCAACAACAUGACUGCUAUGCUGGUGUCCAAGAAUGGUGUUCUGGAAAUGUGUAGUUAUGCUGUCUGGAAUAAAGAUUCACGA
Salarias fasciatus (jewelled blenny) is the source of this 450-nucleotide messenger RNA. Its product is annotated as barrier-to-autointegration factor-like. Gene Ontology annotation, biological process: chromosome organization. Gene Ontology annotation, cellular component: nucleus; condensed chromosome. The record is from RefSeq and is a predicted model, not a curated record. The transcript is spliced from 3 exons. NCBI's taxonomy places the organism in Eukaryota, Metazoa, Chordata, Actinopteri, Blenniiformes, Blenniidae. Gene Ontology annotation, molecular function: DNA binding. Bases 150 to 422 code for a protein of 90 amino acids.